Messenger RNA from Darwinula stevensoni, 1725 nucleotides. Lineage: Eukaryota; Metazoa; Arthropoda; Ostracoda; Podocopida; Darwinulidae. The record is from the annotation of a GenBank genome assembly.
AUGUUCUCCGUUCUUGCCUUCAAAAGCGAAAGCCUGGAAGUACUUCGCCUCGAUUACAAUUUGAUUUCCAGCGUGGAGUUCGACGGAUGGGCUACUCCCAAAUUGAGAGAACUUUACCUCAAUAACAAUCCUAUGACCUCCGUUCUUGCCUUCGACGGAUGGGCUACUCCAAAGUUAAGGCAACUCCAUCUUUUCGGCAAUUCUUUGACCACGUUCCCUGCUUUUCAGAGUGAAAGCCUGGAACUACUCGGCCUGAAUGACAACAAGAUCACGAGUUUGCAGUUCGACGGAAGGGGUUCACCCAAAUUGAGGGAACUCUAUCUCAAUGACAAUUCCUUGACCACUAUCCCGGCCUUAAAAAGCGACAGUCUCGAAAUACUAAAUCUCAAUGAUAAUAAGAUCAAGAGGGUUGAGUUCGACAAAUGGGCAACUCCCAAAUUAAGAGAACUCUAUCUCAAUAACAAUUCGUUGACCACAUUCCCACUUUUUGAAAGUGAAAGUCUGGAAAUACUCGGCCUCAAUGACAAUCAGAUCACAAGUGUGGAGUGCGACUCGUGGGCAACUCCCAACUUGAGAGAAAUCUAUCUCGAAAAUAAUUUGUUGACCUAUGCCACGAAUAUAAAAUGCCACAGCCUUGAAAUACUCAGUUUAUUUGGCAAUCACAUCACCGAUGUGGAGUUCGACGCAUGGGCAACUCCCAAAUUGAGAGAACUUUACCUCAAUAACAAUGCUAUGACCUCCGUUCUUGCCUUCAAAAGCGAAAGCCUGGAAGUACUUCGCCUCGAUAACAAUGCGAUUUCCAGCGUGGAGUUCGACGGAUGGGCUACUCCAAAGUUAAGGCAACUCCAACUUUUCGGCAAUUCUUUGACCACGUUCCCUGCUUUUCAGAGUGAAAGCCUGGAACUACUCGGCCUGAAUGACAACAAGAUCACGAGUUUGCAGUUCGACGGAAGGGGUUCACCCAAAUUGAGGGAACUCUAUCUCAACAACAAUUCCUUGACCACUAUCCCGGCCUUAAAAAGCGACAGUCUCGAAAUACUAUAUCUCAAUGAUAAUAAGAUCAAGAGGGUGGAGUUCGACAAAUGGGCGAUUCCCAAUUUGAGAGAACUUAAUCUCGAUAACAAUAUGUUGUCCUCAAUUCCGGCCUUUGAGUGCCAGAGCCUGGAGCUACUCGCUCUCCGGGACAAUAAGAUUACAAGUGUGGAGAUCGAUAGAUGGGUGACUCCCAAUUUGAAAGAACUCGAUCUCUACAACAAUUCCUUGUCCUCUCUUUCGUCCUUCAAGAGUGACCGCUUGGAAAUACUCAGUCUUAGUUACAAUAUCUUCACGAGAGUGGAUUUCGACGGAUGGGCAACUCCCAAUUUGAGGGAACUCUGGUUCCACAACAAUUUCUUGACCUUUAUCCCGUCCCUCCAUAGCUACAGUCUUAAAAUCCUCUGUCUUUACAACAAUAAGAUUGGGAGUGUGCAGAUCGAUGGAUGGGCGACGUCGAAACGGAUUCUAUUCGGCAUUGCAACCAACCUUCUGCUGAAGAUUCUUAUUGCAGCAAUCAAGGGCAUGAAGAAUCUGGAGAAGUUCGAUUGUUCAAAGUGCAGUCUGGGUCUGACCCCUUCACGAGGUCUCCUGGAAUCCCAGAGCAAAGCCUUGAAUCUCGUAGCACUCUGGUGCAACAAUAUCUCAAAACUGGAUCAAGGAGUUAUUGUAGGCGGGUCCGAAGUGACUUAA